AAUAGAAUGGAGGGUAAACAUAAGUUUUUUCAUGGAACACUUGAAGUCUCAAUUUUUCGAGCCACGUCUCGCAAGCCAUCUCUUCCCUUUAAGUGUAUUUCAUCAAAUGGAAAACCUGCAUUUGUGACAAUCAAGAUUGAUAACAAAACAGUAGCAAAAACAACACUAGAAAGCGAUCGCGUUUGGAACCAGACUUUUCAAAUCCUCUGUGCUCAUUCUCCAAACACAACAGUUACCAUUACUCUGAAGACAAAAUGCUCCAUCUUAGGGAAAUUCACAAUUCAGGCAAACAAGCUCCUAAACGAAACGAGUUUAAUCGAGGGAUUCUUUCCACUUUCCAUUGAAAACAAGAAGCCAAAGAAGAAACUGAAGUUGCAGUUCAUUGUUUGGUUCAAGCCAGCAGAAAACGAACCAAGCUGGGGAAGAAUACUAGAGAAUGGUGCAUUCACAGGAUUAAAAAAUUCGACGUUUCCUCAAAGAUCAAACUGCAGUGUGACUCUUUAUCAGGAUGCACAUCACCAACAUACGUUCCAACCUCCAUUUCAGACGAGACCUAAAAACUUGUGGGAGGACAUAUACAGAGCCAUUGAGGGUGCAAAGCAUUUGGUUUACAUUGCAGGGUGGUCUUUCAAUCCUAAGAUGGUUUUGGUCCGCGAUCCCAGUGCAGAAAUUACACAUGCAAAAGGAGUAAAGCUAGGUGAAUUGCUGAAGCGUAAAGCAGAGGAAGGUGUAGCUGUGAUGAUCAUGCUUUGGGACGAUGAAACAUCCUUACCAAUCAUCAAGAACAAGGGAGUGAUGAGAACACACGACGAAGAUUCUUUAGCAUAUUUCAGAGACACAAAAGUAGUAUGCAAAUUGGUUCCCAGAUUACACCAUAAACUUCCCUCAUUCUUUGCACAUCAUCAGAAGAUGAUAGCAGUAGAUUCAAGAAGUCAUUUAUCGUCAACUAGUCGAGAAAUUACUAGUUUUCUUGGUGGUUUAGAUCUCUGUGAUGGUCGAUACGACACAGAAGAGCAUUCCCUGUUUAGAACUCUCAACACAGAAUCACAUUGCUAUGAUUUUUAUCAAACAAGCCUAUCAGGUGCAAGCCUGCACAAAGGAGGGCCGAGAGAACCAUGGCACGAUGCUCACGCUCGUGUCACAGGGCAAGCGGCUAUGGAUAUACUCAACAAUUUUGAACAAAGAUGGAAUAAGCAAAUUGGCCCUUCUUUGCUCAUUCCCAUAAGAUCCAUUCCAGAACUCAGCAAUCAGCCAAACAUGGCUUCUACUGAUCGGGAUUGGAACGUUCAAGUCUUCCGAUCAAUUGAUCAUGUCUCCGCAUGCCCUUUACCUAGGAACAUGACAGUUGAAAGAAGUAUCCAUGAAGCUUAUGUUGAAGCAAUCAGACGAGCUGACAGAUUUAUAUACAUCGAGAAUCAGUAUUUCAUCGGUGGAUGCCACCUUUGGGAGCAAGAUCAACAUUGUGGCUGCAGAAACUUAAUUCCAAUCGAGAUUGCUCUAAAGAUUGCGAAUAAAAUCAGAGCUAAGGAACGGUUUUCUGUGUACAUUGUGGUACCAAUGUGGCCAGAAGGACUGCCAGAGAGCGAUUCAGUGCAAGAUAUCUUGUACUGGACUCGGGAAACUAUGAAGAUGAUGUAUAAAUUUAUAGGUGAAGCGAUUAAAGAAAGUGGCGAACAGGGGCAUCCUAGAGAUUACUUGAAUUUCUUCUGUCUUGCAAACAGAGAAGAAAAGAUCAAAGGAGAAUUUGCUCCUCCCUAUUCUCCACAUCCAGAAUCACAGUACUGGAGAGCUCAAAAGAAUAGGAGAUUCAUGGUUUAUGUCCACUCCAAGCUCAUGAUAGUGGAUGAUACAUACUUAUUAAUUGGUUCAGCUAACAUAAACCAAAGGUCCAUGGAUGGGAAACGAGACACUGAGAUUGCAAUAGGAUGCUAUCAGUCGAAAACUGAAGAAGAAGACAUAGAUCAAAGGGACAUUCAUGCAUAUCGUCUGUCAUUGUGGUAUGAGCACACUGGACAAGCGGAGCAAGAAUUUCACCACCCUCAAAGUUUGGAAUGUGUGAAUAGAAUCCGUUCCAUCGGAGACAAAAUGUGGAAAAUUUACGAUCAAGAUGAAGUAGAAGACAUGAAGGGUAUUCAUUUGGUUACUUACCCUGUGAAUGUGACUGCAGAAGGUCAUGUAGAGGAUCUUAUGGAGAGAAAUGGUCACUUCCCCGAUACUGAAGCACCAAUAAAAGGGAAAAGAUCAAAAGUUCUAGCACCUACAAUUACUACAUAGACAGAAAAUAACAAGUUGGAAGCUCAGAGCCCUUUUACCGAUGAUUCUGUACAUGCUGAAUAGUAGUAGUAGGUUUCAUUAUAUUGGCAAAUUUGAUUGUAAAAUAACAAAGAGAAGAAACAA
Solanum stenotomum is the source of this 2397-nucleotide messenger RNA. RefSeq names its product phospholipase D alpha 4. Gene Ontology annotation, molecular function: D-type glycerophospholipase activity; calcium ion binding. The transcript has 4 exons. Bases 7 to 2274 code for a protein of 755 amino acids. Gene Ontology annotation, cellular component: plasma membrane. Lineage: Eukaryota; Viridiplantae; Streptophyta; Magnoliopsida; Solanales; Solanaceae. Gene Ontology annotation, biological process: phosphatidylcholine metabolic process; phospholipid catabolic process. The record is from RefSeq and is a predicted model, not a curated record.